This is a messenger RNA of Homarus americanus (American lobster), 947 nucleotides long. RefSeq lists its product as uncharacterized. Lineage: Eukaryota; Metazoa; Arthropoda; Malacostraca; Decapoda; Nephropidae. The record is from RefSeq and is a predicted model, not a curated record.
CGGCUACUGAGUGCAUGUAACUCUGGCAAACCAGUAAAUGAAUUUAUGAAAGAAUGUUAUAUGAGAGAUGUGAUUUAUGGAGUUGCAAAUGCUUGGCAGUCAGUAGAAUCAUCAACAUUGAAAAACGGAUGGCAUUUGUGGCCAGCUUUAUUGUUCAGUUCUGCACCUGGUGAGGAAAUUGGAAAUGAAUUUACGGGAUUUAGGGUUUCAAGUCAAAAUCAGAUUGUACGUGAACUGCUUUCUUAUGCUCAAGAUCUCGGUAAUCCUACUGCGAAGGAAGCUGCAUCGAGGCUGGAUGCAGAUAACAUUAACGAGUGGAUGGGUGUUGAUGAUGAUGAAUCAACUGUUCAUCAUUAUACUGACGUUGAAAUUGUUCAGAUGGUUGUAAAUCCAAAGACAAACAGCAGUGGGGGAGAAAGUAAUGAUGAAAACUAGGAAGAGGUAGCUGAAAGAGUGUCCAUUGAUAAGUUAGUUGAGCUGACAGGUGAAUUGAUAAAAGGUCUCGAACAACGCACUUUUGUUACUGAACAGGAAAUAAUGAAUGUUUACAUGUUACAAGAAAAACUAAUCAAAGAAAGACCAAAAUACAUGAAACAGGUUAGCUUGCAGGAUAUGUUCAGAAAAAUAGCAGAGAAAUCUGUAAGACAGGAGUCAACACUUUUUAGAUGAAACACACGACAGUCUUGAUGACCCCCUGCUUUCAGGCAUGUAACUCUGCUUAGUUGUACAAUCCAACUCUUUACUUUGGAAGUGGCAAUAACCAACCUUCUGAUGUAAGUAAAUACAGAUACCUUGUGUUAACGCUCAUAGGAGCGUUAUUGAUUUGGGUUGGAGAAUAAGACCCUCAACGAUGACACGUACCAUAUAAUUCGUUCAAAACCUGUUAAAGAACAAUUCACAUAUAACAAAUGCUGUUAUCUCAGGACACACAGUAUGAAUAAUACAAU